AUGAAGGAUCGUCAGCGCGCCUGGACAAUGGCAGGCUUGCGGUACACGCAGGCUCCAAUCGUGGUCUUGACCCUGGUGAGCAUGAUGUUCAACAUCGAGGGAUUGAACUGGAACUCGCCGAUCGACCAUUUUGAGACCUUCAGUGGUGGUGGGUCAGUGACCAUGGGAGAGGUUGAAGCAGGACGCACCGCAGUGAGCUUCGACAUCAUCCAUGAUGAGGUGAAGCAAAGCAUGUUGACACGCCCAGGUUUUUGUAACGCCCUUUUUUGGGCUCUGAACCUCAAGCCGGGUGCUGGCAAAGUGACUGCGCCCGUGUGCAGCACAUGGGUCUUCAUGUCAUCCGGCUCCACCAAAAGAAGCCGGACCAAUCCUCUUGGAAGUCCUUCAAGCCCGGCUUGCCAGGAAGCUAAUGUUAUGCUUUGUCGCCUCCUGAUCUUGUUGAUGGUUUGCUCAGCCAAAGGGUGCUGGUGGGUACUGGAACAACCAGCAUCUUCAGUGAUGCCCUACCAUCCUCUUUUCCAGAAGUUCUUACAGCUCCGAGGGAUUGCAGUGAGGAAACUUUACACUUGCGUGGGCUGGUUCGGGGCGCCGUCCCUCAAGCCAACACAUUUGUUCAGUAGCCACAUUGAGAUUGAAGAUUUGAACAGCCUUGCUCGCAAGAACUUUGUUCCUCGACAAGUCGAGAAUGUUGUGCACUACGUUGAUUCCCAAGGAAAGCCCAGAAUCUGCGGAGGCCGCCACCUCAAGUCCUCCCAGACUUACCCAAGAAGAUUCGGUCGGGCACUAGCGACCAUCCGGACCAGCAAUCGCAGAGCAGUGCAGAAGAAGGCCAAGGCUUUCCUCAAGAAGGCAAUGACUGCCAAGACCAGCGCUGCAGAUUGCCGACCCAGGAUCAACAACCAGUGGAUUGAGGGAGCUGACUUGAAGCCAGUUUUCACAUACCUAUCGGUGUAG
This is a messenger RNA of Durusdinium trenchii, 954 nucleotides long. The record is from the annotation of a GenBank genome assembly. NCBI's taxonomy places the organism in Eukaryota, Dinophyceae, Suessiales, Symbiodiniaceae.